UGAUCUGAUUUGAUGCACUCAGACGUAGCACAAUCAAAGAUCAAGACAAGAGCCUGAAUGAGUGACGUGUUGUUUCCUUGCUAGCAAAUAUUGGUGGCUGGGUAAGCUUGGUCGCUUCUCUGGUCAUUUGAAAAGGGCGAGAAUGCCGUACAUUUCAUCAGAUGGUCAUGUUGGAGAGCGUAAAGGGUGGAGUCUAGCUGCCAUUCCUGCUCUCUUCUGGGGUGUCAUUAACUUCAUUGUGCUGUUCUUCCGCACACUUAUCAAUCCCAAUGAACCAAGUCGUGGCAAUUCCCAGACUGGCUUUUACGGGCCUUCAGGACGCAGGCCACCCCCUGGGCCUCCCCCACGAAGGUUUGGCAGAAUAAGCCAUGGAGGAGAUGAUGGUGUAGUUCCCAUGAUGGGUGGGGGAUGAGGUCGGUAGACUCCUGAGCAGCUAGACUGAUCUCAGGAGCAAGGGAGUGUGGGUUGUCUGAGAGUUAGAAGACAAUGCUUGAUUCUACCACUGAGAGGAGGGACAUGGUAGAUGAGGUAACCUGAUGAGUUUCUUUUCCUCCUCUUUUCUUCUCUCAGUGACAGUAUCAAGUGUUAGGUCAAAUAUGAAGUAGUGCCCAGCAAACCUUGUCUGGUGGGGGCACUGUGGAUGAUGAAAACUCAUUUAGAUGAUCCUCUGUGUGUGUGUGUGUGUGUGUGUGUGUGUGUGUGUGUGUGUGUGUGUGUGUAAGAGUGAGUGUAUGUACAUAUAUGGAAACUAGAUUUGAAACAUGUUUCAUAUCCCACUUACAUUUGUAUCAUUCUCAUAUUAAUCUUGAGUCUUUACUUUAAAGUGUGGCCUUGAUACAGAGUUAAGUUGUGCAAAUGUGUUUGACUUAGGGAAUGAGUUGUGCAGUACAGUAUGAGUAGUAGUAGUAAAUAAUGAUGAUAAUAAUAAUAAUAGUAAUGAUAAUCUAUUAAUCUAUCUCUAUAGCAGGCUGGCAAUCCUAUAUGAAGUGGCUCAGACAAGGCACCACACACACACACACACACACACACACACACACACACACACACACACACACACACACACACACACACACACACGUAACCAUGUCAUUCCCUUGGUGGAAAGGAACAGUCUCAUGGCCCACUGUACUAUAUCCAAGGAGUCCAGGCAUAGCACAGCUGGCUACACACAUGUUAUUGUUACCAUUACCAUUAUUAUUAUUAUUAUUAUUAUUAUUAUUAUUAUUAUUAUUAUUAUUAUUAUUAUUAUUAUUAUUAUUAUUAUUAUUAUUAUUAUAUUGAAAAUCAUGUGUUUUCUUUAUAUACUUUCUUGUUAUUUUAGAAAGGCUGUGCUCAGUUUUUCUUUGUACAGAGAUUGUUUGGAAUGUCUUAGGACUUGCCAAGACUAGAGAAGUUCAAUAUUCAUAACAUGUUUACUAGUUGCUUUAUUACAGCAAUGACUAUAUGAUUUAAAUGACAUUGUCUGAUAUGUACAGCAAAAUUUGAUAAGAAGAACAAUGAAGAAAGGAAAAAUUGAACUGAUGAUGUGCAUCAUAAAAUUCAUACUGUGUUGAGAUUCUCAUGACAUGUAAGAAAUCUUUUAAAAUAACACACACACACACACACACACACACACACACACACACACACACACACACACACACACACACACACACACACACACACACACACACACACACACACACACACACACACAC
Messenger RNA from Scylla paramamosain (green mud crab), 1697 nucleotides. Its product is annotated as selenoprotein K-like. The record is from RefSeq and is a predicted model, not a curated record. The transcript has 4 exons. Gene Ontology annotation, biological process: endoplasmic reticulum calcium ion homeostasis; calcium ion transport. Gene Ontology annotation, cellular component: endoplasmic reticulum membrane; Golgi apparatus. Bases 143 to 412 code for a protein of 89 amino acids. NCBI's taxonomy places the organism in Eukaryota, Metazoa, Arthropoda, Malacostraca, Decapoda, Portunidae.